This is a messenger RNA of Apis dorsata (giant honeybee), 693 nucleotides long. RefSeq names its product coiled-coil domain-containing protein 28A. The transcript is spliced from 3 exons. The coding region runs from base 110 to 553 and encodes 147 amino acids. The record is from RefSeq and is a predicted model, not a curated record. Lineage: Eukaryota; Metazoa; Arthropoda; Insecta; Hymenoptera; Apidae.
UAUAGAAAUUUAUAUAUUAUUUUAGCAACAAGUGUUGUGGGAAACAAAUAUACAAACAUCACCUAUUGUUAGUAAAGGAAGUUCUGGUCAAGCAACAAGUCAAGGAUCUAUGAUUUCUGGUCGAGCCGUGAAUCUUUCAAAUCAUAGUAAUCAGUCUCGAUUAAUGUAUAUGAAUGAGAAAGAAAAACAAAAAUCACAUCGACCAGAAUUAUCAAAAAUUAAUCGUCAACAUAGAGCUAUGGCACCAUGCAAACAUCAUUGCUUUUUGUCAGAGGUUCCUGAUGUUCGACGUAUGGAACAAGCUUUAUUACAACUUUUAGAAGAUUUUCAUAGUGGCAAUUUACGAGCAUUUGGAAAAGAUUGUAGCAUGGAACAAAUGACAGAAAUACGAGAACAACAAGAACAAUUAGCCAAACUUCAUUUUGAAUUAGGUCAACGACAAGGAAUUGGUGGAGAUCAAUCAGGUCUCAGACAUUCAAAUGCAAAUAUGGAUAAUUUAUUGGAAUGUUUGCAAGAACUUAGUGUUUGUAUUGAAAAAUUACAUAGCAAGUAAAUAUUUAUAAUAUAUAUAUAUAAAAAUUUUAAACAAAAAUUUAAAUAGAAAUAUGAACAUCGAUAUGAUAUUAUAAAAAUAUGAAUAUUUUAUAGAAUAUUUUCAUAUUUUAGAAAUCUUUUAUAAUAUUGUUUUUAUAU